GACAUAAGACCUUUGCUACCAUUUACAAAGUGUAUUUCCAUGCCUGUACCAGACACAGAAAUCCUAGAUAGUUGAGGAUAAAAUUGUUGAGGGGGGUAGUCAUUCUGUCGGUUUAUUCAAAUCUGUAUGUGUAAAAUGACGGUGAUGAAGUUGUAUCCAGAUUGUUACACAUCCCUUGUGUUGUAAGGUGGAGAUUGGAUUGUCUGAGGCAACUCCUACCUGUAUCAUGGAACAGUCCGCCUUUCUGCAACAUGGUUAUCAAACAGCACCAGACGUACGGGGAGGUCAACCAGCUGGGAGGCGUCUUCGUCAACGGCCGUCCACUGCCAAACGCCAUCCGUCUGCGUAUCGUGGAACUUGCUCAGUUGGGGGUACGGCCAUGUGACAUUAGCCGCCAGCUCCGGGUGUCCCACGGGUGUGUCAGUAAGAUCCUAGCCCGCUACAACGAGACGGGGUCCAUCCUUCCUGGUGCCAUAGGAGGGAGCAAGCCCCGGGUGACCACACCAAACGUUGUUAAACAUAUCAAAAUGUACAAGGACCGAGACCCAGGCAUCUUUGCCUGGGAGAUCCGGGACAAACUGUUAGCCGACGGCGUGUGUGACAAGUACAACGUUCCUUCAGUCAGCUCUAUCAGUCGGAUUCUCAGGAACAAGAUUGGGGGGACGGGGGGUACUCAACCCUCUCAGGGACAACAGUAUGAGAGCAAGCCCCCCACCCCUAUCGCUCCGCCUCCGUCUGCACCCAUCUAUCACAACCAGUUCUACCCUUACUCCUGCCCCGCACCCACAAUGCCGUCUAUCCCCACCCCCCAUCAGAUUCCACCUCAGCCGCCAAGUAUUCCCAUGAACAAACCCCCUGUUUCAAGCUGUGUGUCACCUUGUAUGAUGAGGGCGUGGCCCUCCUCACAUUCCGUUAAUGAUAUUCUGGGCUUCAGGUACCAGCAGGCAAUAGGGCAGGCGGGAUCUAUGCCACCGGAUAAUGGCACAAGUUUCGGUCAAAAUUAUAACGUCACGAACUACUAUGCAAUGAAACCAACCAUGUCUCCUAUGUAUCUUCAAAGUUGAUUCUCAACAAAGAUUGUGAUGGCUGGCAAGGCCCAAUGACUGUAUAUGUGGACACGUAAUUUAAGCUUGGAGUGGAAUUCUUUGAUGACACUAUAAAGGUGCUGUGACAAUAUGGACGUCGAGUGAUGGUGAAUAUUGUGCUCUGGGAGAGAUGGCCACAUCCCAAAAUAGCACGGUAAGACACGGCAAAAUGUUGUCUUUGCAGAUUCUCGUCCGGUGACAGUUGGUAGUCCCGUGGUCAGGUACACGCGCCGUGACUGCGCGGGUCUGUGUUGCUGACGGUGCUAGACCAUGCUCGGGGCACACCAGAGAACACUGGACACUGUUCUGAACAUUUGCUCAUGGUGUGAAAGAAAUCAUUUCAUAAAUUAUCAUUUAUGCAAAAAUGCCUCAUCUUUCAAAUUAUUUGAGAGCAUUUUGUUAUUGUCGUUUUUAUUACACAUUAUAAGUGCCAAAAUACUGAUAUGUAAGAAAACCUUCAGGGGGGUUAUCUCCCUUUGUUUGCCACACGGGGACAUAUUUUGCCUCCGCUGGGAAGUGAUCCAUCCUGAUGUGUUGCCAUCUAGUCACGUGUACAUAUGUCUGUAUGUGUAUCAUUAAUGGAUAUUGUCUGGCGUUAUUUCUAGAAGCAAUUCAUGUAAUAAAUUGUUGGAUCAC
This is a messenger RNA of Haliotis rufescens (red abalone), 1721 nucleotides long. Its product is annotated as paired box protein Pax-1-like. Gene Ontology annotation, molecular function: RNA polymerase II cis-regulatory region sequence-specific DNA binding; DNA-binding transcription factor activity, RNA polymerase II-specific. Gene Ontology annotation, biological process: anatomical structure development; regulation of transcription by RNA polymerase II. The record is from RefSeq and is a predicted model, not a curated record. NCBI's taxonomy places the organism in Eukaryota, Metazoa, Mollusca, Gastropoda, Lepetellida, Haliotidae. The transcript has 2 exons. Bases 252 to 1064 code for a protein of 270 amino acids.